This is a messenger RNA of Lacerta agilis (Sand lizard), 552 nucleotides long. RefSeq names its product fused toxin protein-like. Bases 1 to 552 code for a protein of 183 amino acids. Lineage: Eukaryota; Metazoa; Chordata; Lepidosauria; Squamata; Lacertidae. The record is from RefSeq and is a predicted model, not a curated record. Gene Ontology annotation, molecular function: serine-type endopeptidase inhibitor activity. The transcript is spliced from 5 exons.
AUGCCUUGUGCCGGCAAAAACUUCCACCUGGCAAAUAGAUUGGCAGACCCCGAUGCCGAUUACCUGGCAGAUGCCCAAGAGACAGAGAAAAGGUCUCUGCUGCCUGAAGGUCUUGCAGAGCGAGGAUUAUUUGGUGAAGUACAGAACAGGACCAACGCAGGUGUGCUUCUGAGAGAAUCUGUGCCACCUCUGGCAGAUCCAUGUGCCCUGCCAAUGGAUGAAGGCUCCUGUCUACGGUACACUGUCCUCUGGUAUUACCACCAGGCGGCCAACAACUGCCGGCCUUUUAUAUUUGGAGGCUGUGGAGGGAACGCCAAUCAGUUUCCAUCCAAGCAGAAGUGCGAACUGUGGUGCAAGAAGACUACAGGUGCCAGAUUGACGCUCUCCGCAGUCAGUUUCCUCCCUUCCCACCCACGCCCUCAACGCAAGCAAGAGGAGAAUAACAUGCAAGCGAAAGGGGAGUUGAGCAAAAGUUCUGAGCCGCUGGAAACUUUUGCAGGAGACAGUUGCACGUUACCUUCCCUCACCGAGAAACCUCGUGGAUCUCGUUAA